Messenger RNA from Cuscuta campestris, 2163 nucleotides. The record is from the annotation of a GenBank genome assembly. Lineage: Eukaryota; Viridiplantae; Streptophyta; Magnoliopsida; Solanales; Convolvulaceae.
AGUACUCUUUCUCUCAAUUUAAAUUGUCUUGUUUUUUCUAUCCCAAAAUAAGUUACCUAUUAGUUUUUUUAGUAAACUUUUAUCCACCACCUUCAUCCAUCUCUGCACAUCGCUUUCCCCAAUUCUAGGGUUUUCGUGUUGCAGUCCUUCAUCGAUCCACAACUGUACCAAGAUAUGGAUAUAGUCGAUUGUAUCAUAUAACUUACAUAUUUUAGAAUUAUACGGAGUACUGGAAUUCCAUGGUGAACAGCGAUUUGUUCUGGUCCAAGCGAUCUCGCAUUUCUUCUAUAAACACAUCAAUCGAUCUCGCAAGCCAUCGGGAAGGCGUUUGAAUGAUGGCGGAGGUGACGACGGAGAAGAGCUCGUCUCCGGAUGCUGCCCCGGAGGAGAAGGUGAGGAAGGAGGAGGACAUUGCUCUAGAUCCCGACUUCUUCUGUUGUAUGCUUCAGCCUUCGCCUGCUGACUCCGAUCCUAACUAUGUCGGAAUUCGCCGUCUUCUUCUCCACCGAAAAGCCCAGUCCGGUCUUCUCUGCCGCAAAGAUUGGAGAAGCAAUGGAAAGGGCUAUGUGGCCUAUCGUAAUUUCAUUAGUCGGCCAAAGAAUUGGGAAAGAUUGCAGAUACCAAGCCGCUCGAGCACCCCAGGGAACAGUGGGCGUUGGCUACCAUCUCCAAACCGGCUAUCUCAUUUGUUUGAGGCAGACAGCUGGAGUACUAGCAGGGAUCUACCAAAUAUUGGUCAAAGUCAAGCAUUAAGUCACACUACGAGUUUCAGUUCAAAUGCAAGUGAUAGUGACCGUCCACAUAAAAAGUCAGAACCUGCAUAUUCGUUUGUUGGGAUGCAUUGCAUCUUUGACAAAUGCAAGGCCAUGGUUACGGUCAUAAAGUUUGGGCACAUGAGUUCUGACCUGCUAGCGUAUGGGGCAUCAGAUGGGAGUUUGACAGUGUGCACUGUCUCUAUGCCUCCUUCUAUUCUUAAAGAGUUGAUAGGGCAUACAAAAGAUAUCACAGAUUUUGACUUCUCCACAAAUAACCAAUACAUUGCCUCAUCUUCAAUGGAUAAAACUGUGCGAGUAUGGGAUAUUUCCAAAGGCCUAUGUGUUAGGGUGAUAUAUGGAACGUGCUCACAGCUAUGUAUCCGCUUUCAUCCUGUAAAUAAUAACUUUCUUUCAGCUGGAAAUUCAAAUAAAGAAAUAAAUGUGUUCAAUUUCAGCACUGGGAGAACAAUUAGCAAAGCUAACUUUGACGGGGAAGUAACUGCUUUGGAUCAUGAUCACACUGGUCAGCUUAUUUUCUGUGGUGAUGGUCAGGGAUGUAUAUACACAGUUUGUAUGGACUCUCGUAAAGGUACAGUGUCUAGAUCUCGUAGGCAUUGGAGUAGCAGCAAACACAGAACAACAGUUACAAGUGUUCAAUACAGAACAUUCUCUCUGCUAGCACGCGGCCCCGUGUUGCUGACUUUUACUCGUGAUGGCAACUUGUCUUUCUUCAGUGUCUCUUUGGAGGUGCAGGGUUAUCUGACCCUUCGUUGCUCGCUAAAAUUAGCUCCGCGGUUGCACAGCAUCCGUGCAGCUUUCUGUCCCCUAUUGUCCCUUGAAAAAGGAGAGUACAUUGUGGCUGGAAGUGAGGAUGCAAAUGUGUACUUCUACGAUUUAACCCGGCCAAAGGGUACUUGUGUUAACAAGCUUCAGGGCCAUGGAUAUCCAGUGAUAGGAAUUGCUUGGAACCACGGUGACAACUUGUUGGCCUCUUCUGAUUUUGGUGGCACCGUGAUUGUAUGGAAGCGAGCCAAGACAACUUAACACAAUCAUCGUUUUUAUUUUUAUUUUUUAAAAUUUAUUUAUUUUUUGAAAGGAAAACAAUAAAAAAACGAUCUCAUAUUUGAAUGUCAUGUGGGUGUACGCCUCUUGCAUCAAUGAGUUGGUUGUAUAGACUUGUUACGCUCUUACAAGGUCACGGUAGAGCCUUGUGUGUACUCCAUUGCAAGGUAUGAGACUUGAGUCCCGGUUCGGUUAAAUGGGUGAUUGGUGUGGGAUUUAUAUCAACCACUGAACUACCCCCUUGGCGGGUGGUGCUUAAUGAGCAUUUUGUGUUGCAGCAAGUGUAAGUUUUUUUGCACCUUAAUUUUAAUUGGAGUAUGAUACCCAUAGUUUAGAGUUUGGCAAA